UCUGCCCUCUGUGUGUGCAGUAAAAUGGCAGAAGGUGGAGUUCAUCUGGAUCAGGACAGAUUCAGCUGUUCAAUCUGUCUGGAUCUACUGAAGGAUCCAGUGACUAUUCCCUGUGGACACAGUUACUGUAUGGACUGUAUUAAGGGCUGCUGGGACCAGCAGGAUCAUGUUGGUGUCUACAGCUGUCCUCAGUGCAGACAGACCUUCAGCUCAAGACCUGUUCUGGGUAGAAACACCAUACUGGCUGAAGUGGUGGAGGAACUGAAGAAGACGGAACUCCAAGCUGCUCCUCCUGAACACUGUUUUGCUGGAAUUGGAGAUGUGGCGUGUGAUGUGUGUCCUGGGAGAAAGAACAAAGCCAUCAAGUCCUGUCUGGUGUGUCUCGCCUCUUAUUGUGAAACUCACCUCCAGCCUCACAAUGAAUCUCCAGCUUUUAAAAAACACAAACUGACUGAUGCGACUGGAAACCUUCAGGAAAAGGUCUGUUCCCAACAUGACAAACUGCUGGAGGUCUACUGUCGUACUGAUCAUCAGUGUAUCUGUUAUCUGUGUGUGAUGGACGAACACAGAGGACAUGAUACAGUCUCAGCUUCUGCAGAAAGGACCAACAAACAGAAGCAUCUAAAGGCAACACAGAGUGAAUUCCAGGAAGGGAUCCAGCAGAGAGAGAAGAAGGUGCAGGAGCUGAGACAGGCUGUGGACUCACUCACACGCUCCGCACAGGCAGCAGCGGAGGACACCGAGAGCAUCUUCACCCAGAUGAUCCGCUCCCUUGAGAAAAGGCGCUCCGAGCUCAAAGAUGUGAUCAGAGCUCAGGAGAAGGCUGCGCUGAGUCGGGCUGAAGGUCUCCUGGAGCGACUGGAGCAGGAGAUUGCUGAGUUGAAGAGGAGAGAUGCUGAGAUGGAGCAGCUUUCACACACAGAGGAUCACAUCCAUUUCCUACAGAGUUUCCAGUCUCUCUGUGUCCCUCCUGGACCUGUACACUUUGUACACUUACCCACCAUCCCUGUGGACCCACACUGCUCUUUUGGAGAUGUGAAGAAAGCUCUUUGUGAUCUCAAAGCCCAACUAGAGGAAGCCUGUAAGAACAAAUUCACAGAGAUCUCCCAAACAGUGAAAAAAGUUGUGGUGAUUCCAGAAACCAGGACCAGAGAAGAGUUUUUACACUAUGCCCAUCAGCUCACACUGGACACAAAUACAGUGAAUGAAAACCUCAGUCUGUCUGAGAGGAACACAGUGGUGACCAGUGAAGGACAAAUACAAUCAUAUCCUGAUCAUCCAGAGAGAUUUGAUUACUAUUACCAAGUUCUGUGUACAGAGGGUCUGUCUGGAUGCUGUUAUUGGGAAUUUCAGUGGAGUGGAGAUAAUGGGGUUUGUAUAGCAGUGUCAUAUAAAGGGACCAACAGGAAAGGAAAAGGUAUUGACUGUAUCUUUGGAUACAAUAACAAGUCCUGGAGUUUGUUCUGCUCUCCCUCCAGUUACAGUUUCUAUCACAAUAAUGUAGAGAUUCCAGUAUCUGGUCCCAUUUCCUCCACAAUAGGAGUUUACCUGGAUCACAGGGCAGGAACUCUGUCCUUCUACAGUGUCUCUAAGGACACAAUGACCCUCCUCCACAGAGUCCAGACCACAUUCACUGAACCCCUCUAUCCUGGGUUUUGGGUUUGGUCUUCAUCUAAAGUGAAACUGUGUUCUCUGAGAUGAGAGAGAAAAGAGGAGCUGAGCUCAAACUGAAGGAAGAAUCCUGUGUGUCUUCCUGUAUUGUUCUUUUCAGACAUUCUGCUUAUUCUUCUGCUCUCUGUCAGCAAUACUUCUUUAGACAUUAUUAUUAAAGUUAUCAGAGCUGUUUGAAAAUCAUGUCAUUAUUAUUCUCUCAGUACAAGUGACACAGUGGUGCAGCAGGUAGAGCUACUACCUUGUGCUUCCUGCGCUGUUGAGACGUCGGUUCUAAUUUAUCUCAGUCUGUGCUCAGUUUGCCCGUUCCCUCUGUGUCUGUGUGAGUUUCCUCUGGAUCCUCUGGUUUCCUCCCACAUCCCAAAGAUAUGUAGUUCAGAGGAACUGGCAACACUAAAUUGCCCACAGUGUGUGUAUGGGAGGCUACCCUGUGAUGUAAUGGUGUCCCAUCCAUGGCAACACCACCGCCUUCAGCCUUGCCCCCACUCCAUCCAGGAUAGGUCCGGGACCAACACCGACCCUGAUGAGGACAUGCAACUUGUGAAAAUGGAUAAAUCUUUCAGUACAGACACAGAGACACACACACUCACACACUACAGGAGUGUCCAAUUCACCUGCACUGCUUGGCUUUGGACAGUGGGAGGAAACCAUAGCACCCAGAGGGAACCCUACGGAAGAACA
Messenger RNA from Scleropages formosus (Asian bonytongue), 2352 nucleotides. RefSeq names its product E3 ubiquitin/ISG15 ligase TRIM25-like. NCBI's taxonomy places the organism in Eukaryota, Metazoa, Chordata, Actinopteri, Osteoglossiformes, Osteoglossidae. The transcript is spliced from 6 exons. Gene Ontology annotation, molecular function: protein binding; zinc ion binding. The record is from RefSeq and is a predicted model, not a curated record. The coding region runs from base 25 to 1701 and encodes 558 amino acids.